Messenger RNA from Cercospora beticola, 2231 nucleotides. RefSeq names its product acetyl-CoA:L-glutamate N-acetyltransferase (gene ARG2). Gene Ontology annotation, molecular function: L-glutamate N-acetyltransferase activity, acting on acetyl-CoA as donor. The record is from RefSeq and is a predicted model, not a curated record. Gene Ontology annotation, biological process: L-ornithine biosynthetic process; L-arginine biosynthetic process. NCBI's taxonomy places the organism in Eukaryota, Fungi, Ascomycota, Dothideomycetes, Mycosphaerellales, Mycosphaerellaceae. Gene Ontology annotation, cellular component: mitochondrial matrix.
CCAUUGCCACUUCUUGUGCAACACUCGACUGCGCCCGUCCGCCUCGGACCCAGAUGCACCACCCCACGCCGCCGUAGCAGCAGGGAAUCGCGUCGCAUUUUGCUCGCCAUUUUCGGGGCUACUGCCGGCAUUGGGCCCAGACAUCAAAGACGUUUCCCUCUGCCCACACCACUCGUUCCGUGACAUGGAAAAUGACUACCUCUAUGUUGGCGUCUGGAAAGGCAAACGUAUACGGGGGACUUAAGAAGUUGACCGUCAGCCAAUGCGGCCGUGUAUACUCCAACUCCACCACACCGCCACCUCCGCCUCCAACUGCCAAUGGCAAGCAUGCCGCGAGGGCCGACGACGCCGCCAAGCAGCGCGAGCUGGUGAUGAAUGUGCUGACGGCGAAUGCCACCAAGCGCGACGCCAAACAGUAUCUGGCUCGAUUUGAGCAGUCAGCACGAACCAGGGCGUACCUGGGCCCAAGCAAUGCAGCACCACAAGAUGACUCCCAUGGCUCUCGUCACCGCACCAAACAGAGAGAGGACCAUAACGGUGUGAAUCUUGGCGGACUGUACACUCCCGCGAGGGCGAUUGCAAAUUCUCCACAAUUCACUGUUCAAAAUGCUUUCCGAGAACAGCAAGUGCAGGAACCCCAGCAAGAACUACAUGUGGCGCUAGCAUGUCUCAAAGCGCCAGAAGCCAUCGACGACUUCACUCUGGACGGCCUUGCCAGAACAAUUUCUCAAUUGGUCAAACUUGACAUGGCCAUGAUUCUCGUUCUGGACAUCAACCCUUCCAAUGUCCAAGCAGAAGACCACGCAGAACAACUGGCUGAUACAAAAACAAUGCGACGUGUCCUCGCCCAGCAAGCAGAUCGACUCUGCGAUGCCAUAGAUCGUCAUAAUCCGGAAGGUGCUCGAUCUGUGCCGAACGCCCUCGAAACGUACGAAGAUCACUGGGAGCAGGGCAUUGAUACGAUGGAGUUGCAAGUGGCAAUGCCAAAUUUGAUCAUGGAUCCGUUAAGUCGUGGCAUGGUUCCAAUAGUAUCACCAUUGGCUUACAACACUUCCGGUCAACUCGUGGAAGUGGCAGCCGCCGAUAUUAUGGCUGCUUUGACCAAAUAUCUCACUGGAAAGGACAAACCUGUGGAUGAUGAUGCUGCACAUAACUACGGCGAGGUUAGCCUCGAUCGGAUUGUUGUUUUGGAUGCAGUUGGAGGUAUUCCCAGCAAGCAUCGAGGGCACGGAGCGCAUGUCUUCAUUAAUCUUGAUCAGGAAUACGACCUAGUGGAGAGCGAACUGGCAGAGUACGCAGAAGAAGCUCGCCAAGACGAAACAAACAGCAGAGGUCCAGCUUUCUAUGAUCAACAUCGUGACAACUUGGAGCUGGUUCGACGAUGUCUACACAUAUUACCAUCAUCAUCUUCAGGACUCAUUGUCUCACCACACGAAGCCGCAAGCUCGUCAACAGCUACGGACGCUGCUCCCUCUCCACUUGGUGCUGCCGGAACAAGACGACAGAAGAACCCGCUGAUCCAUAACCUUCUCACAAACAAGCCUGUAAUAUCAUCAUCGCUACCCGCAGCUCGACUGGCCCCAAAAGAACACGACGGCGAUGAAGGGCCUCUGACGGAAGCGAGCACUGUGCUCAGAAAGGGCAUGCCGCUCAGUGUCAUUCCAUCAGUAGGCAGGACACGUGGUUGGCAAAAGCCGAGUGUCGGGAGAACUCCACUACAACUCGAAAAGGAUCCACGCGUGGACCUUCCUCGUCUGGUACAUCUGAUCGAAAACAGUUUCCGACGCAAACUGAAUGUCAAGCACUAUUUACAACGAGUGAACAGUCAUGUCGCUGGCAUUAUCGUAGCCGGACAGUACGAAGGCGGUGCGAUCCUCACAUGGGAAAUGCCGCCCGGUGUUAACGAUCCGCAACGACUAGUACCAUAUCUCGACAAAUUCGCCGUCUUGCAGAGCUCACAAGGGUCAAGCGGCGUCGCCGACAUUGUCUUCCAAGCAAUGGUGCGCAGCUGUUUUCCCAACGGCGUAUGCUGGCGCAGCAGGACCGACAAUCCCGUCAACAAAUGGUACUUUGAGCGUGCAGCUGGGAGCUGGCAAAUACCAGACAGCAAUUGGACAAUGUUCUGGACUGGCGAAGGUGUCAUCGAAAACGAGCAGAAGUGGAAUGAUUAUGUGGCCGUCUGUUCAAGCAUACAAGCCAGCUGGGCUCCUGACGGGAAGAAAGAUGACUGA